Molecule: messenger RNA, 3027 nt
Organism: Paramormyrops kingsleyae
Lineage: Eukaryota; Metazoa; Chordata; Actinopteri; Osteoglossiformes; Mormyridae
Gene: tmem120b
Product: transmembrane protein 120B
Biological process (GO): fat cell differentiation
Cellular component (GO): membrane
Source: RefSeq, a predicted model, not a curated record
GUUUUAAUACGGACAGUUUAAAUAUCUGUAUGUUGGGAAAGAAUUGAGGUCUCGAGUGUCCCCGCGUACUUUGAUGCGCUCCACAAUAGCAAGGCCUGUGAACUACCGGCAGAUUGAUGAGUUUUCUUGCCAGUUAUUGUGUUAUGGUGAUCUCUUUAAAAGUUAAUGGUCACUCCUCUAGUUAAAAAGCAGAUGGCCUUAAAGCAAGUUUCCGGGGACGCCCCAGUGGUUAAAAUGUCUUGCGGUAUCCUUUUCUGGUUUGAUCCAUGGGGGAAACGAUUAAAGGCAAAUUAAAUAUUUUUAAGAUACACGUAGGGAGGAAACUCACAAAGUUUACAGACACAAACUAGAUGAACUCACCAACCUCCAGACACUCUGCAGCAACUCUGUUAGCAAGCAGAGGAAAAGUCUGAGGGAUCUGAAUUACAAUCUCCUCAGAUGUUUGAAAACAAGUGACCCAAAGGAAUCCGAGCAGAUAAAAGCCAUACAGACACAAAUCAAAGAGAAGCAACAUGUCUUCUUUGAUAUGGAAGCAUAUUUGCCAAAGAAAAAUGGGUUGUACUUAAACUUGGUCCUGGGCAAUGUGAAUGUAACUUUACUUAGCAACCAAGCAAAAUUUGCCUACAAAGAUGAGUAUGAGAAGUUCAAGCUCUACAUGACCAUCAUCCUUCUGCUUGGAGCCAUAUCCUCCAGGUUUAUACUCAAUUAUCGGGUUACUGAUGAAAUAUUCAACUUCCUGCUCGUCUGGUACUAUUGCACUCUGACGAUCCGGGAGAGUAUUUUAAUAAACAAUGGGUCCAGAAUAAAAGGUUGGUGGGUAUCCCAUCAUUACGUUUCGACGUUCCUGUCAGGUGUGAUGCUGACCUGGCCGGAUGGGGUGGUUUAUCAAAUGUUCCGGAAUCAGUUUCUCGACUUCUCUAUCUAUCAAAGUUUUGUACAGUUUCUGCAGUAUUACUACCAAAGUGGCUGCCUGUAUAGACUACGGGCUUUGGGGGAGAGGAACCAGCUUGACCUGACAGUCGAGGGCUUUCAGUCCUGGAUGUGGAGGGGACUCACUUUCCUCCUGCCCUUCCUCUUCUUCGGCCAUUUCUGGCAGCUCUACAAUGCUGUCUCUCUCUUUGAGCUGGCCAGUCACAAAGACUGCAAGGAGUGGCAGGUACUGAUGUUGGCACUAACCUUCCUCGUCCUUUUCCUCGGGAACUUUCUGACUACACUCAAAGUCGUCCAUCAGAAGUUCCAGAAGAAUAAAGGGAAACUGGGAAAAAAGGAGUGAAGCCUGGCUUCGCCAUAGAGUGGCCAUGUAGACAAAUGGAGCAAUGCGGAUUGGUUUAAAAAAUAUUCAUUUUAAGAAGGGGUAGCAGAGAGUUUGUGGGGUCCUUUUCUGUUGCUGUUCAACUGAUAGCCAAGGAAAAGCGUGGAAACAAACGCCUCCGUACUGCAGUUACACCGUAGGAAGGGCUGGCUUCUCUUCACGGUUAUUUUUUAAAAUUGUUUGUAUCUCUUUUCUGUUGACAGCAAGUUGGCUCUUGUUAAUUCAUGUGCACGCACAAGGCCAUAUGGAUCAUAUUGUUGCUGUGUGAGUGUGUGACAGGAGGGAUGUUUUUUUUUUUUUUUGGUAUUAAACAUCCUCAAAGCAUUUGGAUGUAUGACUGAAGACAGACGUCAGUGCUGUCACGGCGGAGAAUGCCUCUUGGGUGAUUCGUAUGAACGUGUAAGUCGCCGUCCAUUCACCUGUGGCUGCUCUUUGUCCACCAUUUAAAUGGUGAUUUUGCUGCUCUGGAACUGACAGGACUUUUGCCAGGUUUGGUCCAUAUGCUUAUUUUAUGUGUGUAAUAUGUCAACGUAGUUAUUUUCUACUCACACUUAUUCUUAGAUUUGUUUUUUUUUUUGAAGGACAUUUUGGUCAGUAACAUCAGAGAAAGUGAAACGUGAAACUAUUGUCUGCCAUUUUUGGGAUAAGGCCAAUCUGAUAGUAGGUAUUGGGCAAACAGUGUUUAAUAAGGUUGGUUCCUGUUUGACCUUCGUAUAGAGCUGGAUGUUGAAAUGGUACAGAAAUGGACUGGCAAUUUGGCUCGAAAGUUUUUUGUUUUUUUUUUCUCUUUACCACUAUGGUGCCCAGUGUCUUGGGUUACAGUUCAGGAUGUUCCCAGUCAAGGAGACCUGGCGCAGAUCAGAGGUUAGAGGAAGCAGCCUCUUCCAUCAUUGCUGUCAUAAGUAACAUUUUGUUCUCUGCUCCUGCUGCAGUUUGGCGCCGCUGCUUAUCUGAGUUUUAAAGGAGACUGUUGUUCCCAGGUCUGUGGAUUUGAUCAUGCACAACCAAACAGACGGACAUGCGGUGUUAAGGCUGAUUUUAUACGCCUGAGUAGAAUCUCCAACAUUGGUAGCUGCGUACUGUACGCCGUAACCCGAUACCUGCGUUAACAUUUCUGGAGAGGUGUGCAUCUGGCUGUCUGCUGAAAUAUAAAUCAGCCUUCAUGUCCUUGUUGACACAGAAAUGCACAAUGAGUCAAUACAGUUUGUAUAUAAUGGACUCCUAAUGAAUUAGGGAGGAUGCAUAGCCCAUAUGGGAUGAGAUUGCUGUGCGAUGAUCUUCCCAGUUUAACCUGAUGGGAGGUAGUAGAAUAACCGGUCUGAGGCAGGCAAAACCACAUCACUCGCCAGCUCCAGAAAAUUACCAGGAGUCAGAGCUUAGGUGAUAUUCAACCACUGACUCUGCUGUUUGGGGAAAAAUGUCUGCAUGAUUUAUUAUUUUUUUUUUUUUUUUAAACAUUGGCUUAUGUGUAACCUGUCCCUAGCUGCAUUGAACACCAAGUCCCAUAAAUACACUCCCUUGCAGCUCUGAGUGACUUAUUACAUGUUAGGUUGAAUUUGAAAGCUCCUGGAUUGAACACUGUUUAGACCUUCAUCUGUCUGAGCAUAAUUUCUGUAACACCAUGUAAUGGCAUGGCGAUACUGAAUAAAUGUAGGGCUUUUAAUUGCCCUGUGUGAUUUACCAACACGUGAGAAAUAAAACAUUGCUGAAAUGUC